Molecule: messenger RNA, 2865 nt
Organism: Leptinotarsa decemlineata (Colorado potato beetle)
Lineage: Eukaryota; Metazoa; Arthropoda; Insecta; Coleoptera; Chrysomelidae
Biological process (GO): regulation of transcription by RNA polymerase II
Cellular component (GO): nucleus
Molecular function (GO): DNA-binding transcription factor activity, RNA polymerase II-specific; zinc ion binding; RNA polymerase II cis-regulatory region sequence-specific DNA binding
Source: RefSeq, a predicted model, not a curated record
AUGGCGGACAAAACAGUGUGUCUGUUACCUGCUUCUGAAGAAAGUGAACAUUCAAAAAGUGGUAAACAAGUGACAUCACAAACAUGGCGGCCAAGAUUUUUGACAUUUCGUAACCUUCCAAUGGGUAUAAUCAUUGUAUAUAGACUCUAUAUACCACAACUAUAUACAAAGUAUUGGUUGAUCUGGAUUUUGUCAUCUUUGAAGUGUAUAACAUUCAAUACUUCCAACUCCAAGAGGAUAUAUUAUACCCACCUUAAUAUGGAUAAUUUGGAGGUUUAUGUGAACGUAUCUCCGGCAGAAUUUCCAUUCAUUUGUAGAAUUUGUUUAUCUAAAGGAGAGUUGAAACCUUUUGAAGACGAACUGUCAGCACUUUUUUCUACUUUAACUAAUAUCCAGGUUGAAUUUGAAGAGAACCUCCCAAAUAAAGUAUGUCUAAAUUGUAUCUGUGAACUUCGAGAUAUUUCUCAGUUUAUAGACAAAUCAAAAUUAAAUGAUGCUGGGUUACGUAGAAUAAUUAAAGAUGAAAAUAAACUUUAUGAAGAAGAAUGCCAAGAAUCAGUUGAUAAUGAUGUUUUUGAUGAUGAUCCUGCCUUUGGUAAUGUUAAAAUAGAAAACCAGACUGAAGAAUCAGAAGGAAAUAAUACCUCUCUGAUAUGUGAAAAGGAAGACAGUUUUGAUUCAAACAUGUCAUCUGAUAAUAAAGAAGCGAAUUCUAAUUCGGACUCAAAAAAGUUAUAUUGCUUUCAUUGUAAAAAAAUGUUUCAUAGUAAAUAUAAGUUGAGGGUACAUAUGGCAACACAUUCAGAUGAAGAAAAGUUUGAGUGCAAACUUUGUGGAAAGAAGUUCAAGUUUUCCCAAAACCUAGCCAGGCAUACUAAUUCGGUGCACAAGAAUAUGAAGCCUUUUAAAUGCGAAAUCUGCCAGAAAGAAUUUGCUCGACGUGAACGGAAAGUGCGCCAUCUCAAAACGCACACCGUAAAAUCAGCAAGCAGAAUUUGCUAUAGCUGUAAAGAGUGUCAGACAACGUUCAACCGCAAAAUGGAGUAUCGUCAGCACAUGGAAGAACACCACAUAAAAAACGGCGAGACUCGGGACCUCUCGGACGUCAAGUGUCAAGUUUGCGAAAAGAUAUUUGUAUCAAAGUACGUGCUGCAGACCCACAUGAUAACCCACAGCGACAAGAAAGAUUUCUUGUGUAAUAUUUGCGGCAAAGAAUUUCUUAAGAAAGUUUACCUGGAUAUUCACGCUAAAACUCACACCGAUGAAAAACCUUUUGAAUGUAAAUUGUGUGGGAAAAGGUUUCGACAAUCUAGCACCUACAACACACACCUCGUUAUUCAUACGGGAGAAAGACUUUAUAAGUGUAAUCAGUGUGAUAAAACUUUCAAGCAGAAUAAUCAUUUGAAGCGACAUGUUAUGGUUCAUGAAGGAGUGAAGCCGUAUAAGUGUUCAUACUGUGGCAAAAAUUUUGCUCAGUUUUCGAACUUGAAGUCUCAUACAAGGCUUCAUACGGGGGAAACGCCAUACCGGUGUUCAGAUUGCGGCAAAGGUUUUCCCAAUUCUGGAAAUUUGAAAAAACACAAGAAAAACCACACAAAAACUUUAGUGGAAGCUGGAGGACAAAACUAUAAUGUCUAUUUCAAUAUGGAUCCAGAGGAACAUAUGAAAGUACACGCUCAAUACCACCAAGAAGAUCGUGGAACAGACUCGGACACUGACAUCUCAAAAGAAGUCCUAAUGGAGUAUGAAAUUCAGGAAGAAAGUUUUUCGGACAAAGACUUUCUUAAAAAUAUACCUAUAAAGGAUUCAUAUGAAUUUGAAGUUAAAAAGAAAAAUUACUGCAAGAUAUGUGAUAAAAGCUUUAGACAGUCGUUCAAUUAUAAAAUGCAUAUGAGGAAACACACAGGAGAAAAAGUAUUCGACUGCGAUAAAUGUCGUAGAAGGUAUCUUUCGGAAAAGGCUCUUUUAAAACAUCUUAAUACCCACGUGGCAGAAGUAUAUACUUGUGAGAUCUGCGGAAAAACUUACCGAGUGAAAGAAAGCUUGGAGUUCCAUCUGAAAAUUCAUUCAGAAAACACACCUUACGAUUGUGAGGUGUGCGGAAAGUCUUUCAAGAUGCUAUCCUAUUUCAAUCGACACAUGAAGAAUCAUCAAGCGAUAAAAGACUUUUUGUGUUCAGAGUGUGGUAAAGAGUUCACCAAAUAUCAACUUCUGAAAAUUCACAUGCGCAUUCACAACGGUGACAGGCCAUAUACAUGUCAAAUAUGUGGAAAGAAGUUCACCCAGAGCAGUGCUUUGGGCUUGCAUAUUCGAAACCAUAGGGGAGAAAGAAAGUUUCAAUGCUCAAUUUGUGAUCAAACAUUCUUUCAGCAUCAUCACAUGUUGGAUCACGUCAAACUGAAACAUACAAUGGAGAGGGAGUAUAGGUGUCUAAUAUGCGACAAAGCAUUUGGGUUGAAGAGCUCUUUAAAUCGACAUAUGCUCAUCCACACUGGUGAGAAGCCACAUUGUUGCUCUGUGUGCGGUAGGGGAUUUCGUGAGACACGCCAAUUAAAGAAUCAUUCCAAGAAGUGUAAACAGAUACUGUGAAACAAAUUGGACAUAACUUGAAUAAUGUGUAUAUAGGAUGUGUAAUGGAUGUGUAUGGUUAAUUAAAAUGAGAAUUACAGUAAAACUUGAUUUUAACGGUCAUUUACCCUGUUCAUAUGUACAUAUUUUGCAGGGUGUAUCUUGAAUAAUGAUUUUAAUUUCAGGGGGCGAUUUAUUGUCCUAUAAACUUAUGUUCUGAAUCACUACUUUUUUUAAAUAACAGGGUUCUCAAAGAUGUAAUUAACGGUUAUGUUCCAAAUAAAUGAAGAUAUUAAA